AUGUCGACUCCGGCCGCAAACUUGGGAGACUUCCUUCGAGUAUUGAUGGCAGUGCAGGCUGUGCUCCUGACACAAGGACUCGCUCGCCUGCUCUUCAAGCACCACAAGAUCGGGGCCGAUCGCGCCGAGCUCUCGUCGUACCGGCCCAUCACCUUGCGCGAGUGCGACUACAAGCUCUUCACCAAGGUCUACGUUGCGCGACUCAACCACGUGCUGCCGGACCUGCUCCCACCGCAACAGCACGGCUUCGUCAAGGGCCGCCGAUCGGCGGACGCGUCAUUCCACCUGCGACUCUUGAUCGAGGAGCUGGGCGCGCGCGGCACCGAGUUCCCUGACGCGGCGCUCUUGUCUCUUGACCAAUCGUCGGCUUACGACCUCGUCGAGCACGAAUGGAUCUUCGCCAUCUUCGACGCUCUCGGCGCUCCUGCCGCCUUCCAACGCGUUCUGAGGAUGCUCUACUCGGGUGACUCAACCACGGCGCGAUAUAUCAUCAACGGCUUCUUGACUCCGCCGGUGCGGCUGACGUGUGGGCUCGGCCAAGGGGACCCGGCGUCGUCGUCGGUCUGGGAUGUCGUGUUCCAGCCGUUCCUGGAUGCUCUGCACCGUCGAGGCAUCGCGCUGAACCUCUCGCUUCCUACCAUUCACCCCUACCCACAGAGCCGCGCCAUUACAUCCCUUGCGUUUGCCGAUGACAUCGUCGUCGCCGUCGCGGGCUCGGAGUCACUCAACUUGCUCAACGACCUGGCACUCGACUGGAGGCUCGCAACCAAUGGCCGGCUCAACACCGACAAGACCGUCGUACUACCCAUCGGGUGUCGCUGGGAGGCUGGCGAUCGUCCGCUCGUCGUCAAGGCCGAGGGCGAGUCGCUCGAGUGGAUCGGCCUAUCUUUCGACCCCACCGGCAACACCGAACUCGCCAACGUGAAUCUCGUCGCACGGCUCGAAGCGGUGCUCGAUUCGGCACGGGACCGAGGGCUCACACACCACACCCGAGCGUUCUACGUCAACCGAUACGCCAUUCCCAAGAUUCUGCACAUCCUCUCCGCCGACAUCCCACCACUCGAGGUCGUCAAGGAGCUUGAUCGCAUUCUCGCCGACUUUGUCCGCGGCGGCAAGAGGAGGUCGUGCUAUGGCAAGGACGUCGUCUUCACACCGAGGUUCAAGGGGGGUCUUGGGGUCAUGCGGAUGCAGGACGUCGUCGACUCGGUUGCGGCACGCGUCUGGGACGUGCUUCUUGGCGGUUCGGAUGCGAUCUGGCAGGGACUUGCGCGCGCGGCGAUUGUACGAGCCCAUCCCGCCCCCGACUUUGACUUGGCAACCAAUGCGUGGCCUUGCGACUACACUCCGAUCCGAACCGAUCUACACCCAAGAUGGCAGGCCGUGCUGAAGGUACCAUCGACGCACAAUGCGCAAGUCAAGCCGAGGACGUUGACGCUCGCGAACCUUCUCGCUCUUCCGAUCAAGUUGCACACCCUUCACUACCUACCGGGAGCACCAGCUGUGUCGCGACCACCCUACGACGCCGACUAUGCUGCGUUUGCCAUUUACGCCAAGGUAGCGGACCUGUUUCGACGCGAGCUGUACCCGGGCGGGGGCUUUCAUCUCUGGACGCCGCCGACGGAUGUGGUCGUCAGCAACAGCGAAUACGAUCAACGGGGCCGCCCACAACGAGAGCACAUCGUGGCAUGGUACCGACAUGCGAUCAAUCGAUUGAGGUUCACACCAAUAGCUCAACCGGUGGCGGCAGUACGAAUCAACGGGCCUCCCCGAGUCUGA
Molecule: messenger RNA, 1776 nt
Organism: Microbotryum saponariae
Lineage: Eukaryota; Fungi; Basidiomycota; Microbotryomycetes; Microbotryales; Microbotryaceae
Source: the annotation of a GenBank genome assembly